Molecule: messenger RNA, 249 nt
Organism: Arctia plantaginis
Lineage: Eukaryota; Metazoa; Arthropoda; Insecta; Lepidoptera; Erebidae
Source: the annotation of a GenBank genome assembly
AUGUCUGAAGAACACGAAGAAGAACAAGUUAUAACGAAUCAACCUUUAAGUAACAAACAAACUUUACUACGAAAUGCCCCGCAAGUAAUACAGGAUGACGGUAGUACUGAGGCAUGUUUGGAAUGCUGUUGUGCUGUUGCCGAAACGACUGCAGAAAUCGCCAGUGAUAGCAACAAUGAUAACUACAGUGGUGGGGAUUGGAACUGUGGGGAUUGUGACUGUGGGGAUUGCAGUUGUUUCGGUGAUUAA